Messenger RNA from Necator americanus (New World hookworm), 720 nucleotides. RefSeq lists its product as uncharacterized. The transcript has 6 exons. NCBI's taxonomy places the organism in Eukaryota, Metazoa, Nematoda, Chromadorea, Rhabditida, Ancylostomatidae. Bases 1 to 720 code for a protein of 239 amino acids. The record is from RefSeq and is a predicted model, not a curated record.
AUGAUCGAAAUGCCGGAAAAGGAAGAGCAACGACCACUGUUUACGAUCGCUGUGCUGGUGUCGGGAGUGGUCGGCGGCCUGGCCGUUGUCAUUGCUGUCGUGUAUCUGUACCGUUUCUGUCUUAAGAAACGGCCUCCAGUUACAACGACCGCAGUACCGGAGGCGAAACGCGAACAGAUACGAAGCAAUGCGACAAGUCAGAGCCGGCCACUUCCUUUACCUCUUUCAACUGACCCGAGCACUCCAUUUUUGUCUCAUAGCCCUUCAAAGGAAUAUACAAAGGAAACCGUAGUCGAACGAGAGUCAACAUUUGGUUCACCAACUCGGAUAGCUCAAGUGUUUCCAUUAAUUCCAAAAGAACAUGCAGUACCGUAUAUUCAGCGGUCAAUUCAGGACAUAUCACAUAACAAGUCUUUCCUUUCCGUAUCUGAUGGUCCCAAUCGUGCUCAGUCAGCCGAUCUGCUACAAGCCGAUACGAAUCCCGACAUACGCCGUGCGUCGUUCGAUGUACCGCGAGGAACUGGCAGGCAACUGCCAAGCACCGAAGGACUCGAGGCAGUCGAGGAAAACUUACUGGGUUUCGACAGUUCGCACAUGGAUGUGACGCGUUGCAACAGAAAUCGCCCAAUUAGCGGCGUCUUCCACGCUAUUAACUUACGACGACCAAGAAGAGAUGAGGGGGACUACGGCGGAUCCCGCAAUCCACAACGCCAUCUCUAG